Messenger RNA from Hipposideros armiger (great roundleaf bat), 940 nucleotides. RefSeq names its product OCIA domain containing 1 (gene OCIAD1). Gene Ontology annotation, cellular component: endosome. The transcript is spliced from 6 exons. The coding region runs from base 123 to 677 and encodes 184 amino acids. Lineage: Eukaryota; Metazoa; Chordata; Mammalia; Chiroptera; Hipposideridae. The record is from RefSeq and is a predicted model, not a curated record.
GAAAAGUCUACCCUUAUAUCCCUUUCCAGCUGCUUCCAGCUGUCCUGCAUUUGAAGCCAGACCUCAGGAAUGAGCACUUCACUUUGUACUACUUUAAUCCAUUGCAGUCUGUGUCACAGAUUAUGGGAAUCCUUUCAAGUCAUCCCAAAUAUGGUUCCAUUCCUAAACUUAUAUUUGCCUGUAUCAUGGGAUACUUUGCUGGAAAGCUUUCUUAUGUGAAAACUUGCCAAGAGAAAUUCAAGAAUCUUGAAAAUUCCCCUCUUGGAGAAGCUUUACGGUCAGGACAGGCACGGCGAUCUUCACCACCUGGGCACUAUUCUCAGAAGUCAAAAUAUGACUCAAAUGUGAGUGAUCGUUCAUCUUUUGUGACAUCUCCAGCUGCAGACAACAUGGAAAAAGAGAUGUUGCCUCGUUAUGAGCCAAUUCCAUUCAGUGCUUCUAUGAAUGAAUCUACUCCUACUGGUAUUACUGAUCAUAUUGCCCAAGGACCUGAUCCCAACCUUGAAGAAAGUCCUAAAAGAAAAAAUAUUACAUAUGAGGAAUUAAGGAAUAAGAACAGAGAGUCAUAUGAAGUAACUUUAGCACAUAAGACUGACCCCUCAGUCAGGCCUAUGCAGGAAAGAGUGCCCAAAAAAGAAGUCAAAGUAAACAAAUAUGGAGAUAUUUGGGAUGAGUGAAAAAUUGCAUCAUUGGACCUACGGAAGGCGUUUCAAUAUCCAUCUUCAUCUAGGUGGUCAUGAAUAUCUGCAUGCUUUGAUCUCAGCAGCAGUCUUCAUAAACACAUUUCAAACUAGAACCUGGAUUUUUGUGGUUUGGCUUAUUAAAAUGAUGUUUAAAAACAAAUUUUAAUGUUAAUAUUGUAUGAAUGUAUUCACCUUGGGGAACUAUAUGAAUGAUGGUAUUAUACCAUGAUUGUGUACAGUUUGAAAUUUAAGUUUCA